Messenger RNA from Phaedon cochleariae (mustard beetle), 850 nucleotides. The record is from the annotation of a GenBank genome assembly. NCBI's taxonomy places the organism in Eukaryota, Metazoa, Arthropoda, Insecta, Coleoptera, Chrysomelidae.
AUGGGUUCCUUCGACUUGAUCUUCCUUGUUUUGGUGAAUGGAACGAUGACUGUUUUGCUUGGGUUGACAUUCAAGCCCCUCCUGAAAGCACCAGUCUUUCAGCAAGUUGACACGGACAACUUCAAUAGAUGCCACAUUAAUGAUAAAGAUCUGGACAGAUGUCUAGCGACUACAAUAGAAAAUGCUAUCAAAACGAUUGGCAGUUAUGGUAUCCCAACAAUGAAUCUUCCUUCAGUCGAUCCAGUGAAAAUUGCAAGUGUUGAAAUUUCAGCAGGCACCACAGCUGUCAACUUAGUCCAAAAAUAUUCAGACGUGAAAAUCUAUGGACUUUCUGAUAUCUCAGUAGAUAGCGCCCACUUAGAUCUGAAUGGAAAAAUUCUUUCAUUCACUACAUACCAUCCAGAAAUCAGACAAGAGGCAAAGUAUUCUAUAAAUGGCAAGAUUUUCGUAGUUCCAGUUCGUGGAAAGGGCAACUCAAAAAUUCUUCUAUAUGAACCGUCUUUGAAACACACUUUGAGAUUCAAAGGAGAGACGAGAAAUAACAUGGAGUACUUCAGCAUAGCUAACUAUACCCUCAAUAUUAGUAUACGAGGUGCACAUUUGGAGUUCCAAAACCUCUUCGAUGGAGACGAAGAACUGGCCCAGAACAUUCUGAAAAUCAUCAACGAUAACUGGGACAUGAUGUUUGAUGAUGUGAGAGAAGACGUUGAAAAAAGUUCUGCAGAAGUGUGCAAAAUGUUGGCGAAAAAUCUGUUUGACAGUGUACCAGUAGACCAGAUAUUUUUAGCAUAAUUCAUAAUCAGCAGGAAAUACUUUGGCAGUGGAUUGAUUCCUCAACCAAAACCAAGAC